UGCAGAAAAGUGUCCAAUAAGAAUAAUUGUUACUAAAACACGUCGGAAGUUUUCAUUCCACCAUUAUUCCGAAGGCUCAGAUGGGGGACGAAUUAAAUUGACCUGACACGUAACCAAAUUUCUGUUUUAUUAUCACAGAAACAUUAUUUACAGAGAGGGGCGUGGUAAACUUGGUAAAAAGUAUCCCAUCGGGUUGUCUAGAAAUUUUCAGGAUGGAUCCUCAGGUUAUCAUGAUAGGUAUUGUUGCCUUUGUUGUCUCAGCUGUGCUGAUAUAUCUAAUAUCUGCAUUUGGAUUCAAAGAGAAGUCGUAUGAGGAGGCUAUAGCUGAACAGAAGAAGAGACUAGAAGCUGAGCAAGAUAAGGUUAGAAAAGAAAAGAAAGCUGAGAAAGAAAAGAAAAAGGGAAAGAAAAGUAAAGACAAGCCAAAAGAAAAGAAUGUGCAACAGGUGAAUGAUACAGAGCCAGAGAGAAAAAUGGUAAACUUGGAAAUUGAACCAGAAAUCAUUGAACCACAGUUAAGUAGUGACCAGGAAAGUAAACCAAAGUCAAAGGCAAAGAAAAACCCAAAACCUAUACUAUUAAACAAAGAUGAAAAGCCAAAAGUUGCACCUCAAAUGCAAGAGACAAUUCAUUUUAAGGCAACUCCAAAAGAUGAGGUAGAAUUACUCCAUGAACAUGAAAAAGAAAGAAAAACAUCACAUACCAAACCAAAGAAAGAAGAAAAGAUUAAAAUUGAAAUGAAAGAAGUUAAAAAAGCACAGCCAGUUGUAGAGGACAUGGUUAUAGUGCAGACUCAGAAACUUCAAGCUGCAGCACCAACUCCAGAGAAGAAAGUUAAGAAAGCAUUAGAAAAUGAUGUCAGGCAGAUUGUAUCAUCCAUUCAAAGUGCAUCAUUAAAUGAUGGGGAAAUACAAAAAUUGAUUGAUAUUCUUCUGAACAGACAAAGUGGAACUGAUCAAUCCACAACUAUUGAAUCUUGGAAUAAGAAAGGCCAGAAAGGUGAUCCAAUUGCAUUGUUAAAAAGACAGCUUGAAGAGAAAGAAAAAGGAUUGCAAGAAGAACAACAACUGGCAAUGUCUAGCAAUAACAAGUACAAAGAGCUAAAACAGGAAGUACAGAAAGAUAAAGCCAGAUUUGCUGCAAUUGAGAAACAGUACCAGGACAAAGUUGCUGGUAAAGAACAGGAAUUCCAAGCCCUGCAGUUGAGAAUGCAAACAGCUAUCAAUGAAAAUAUGGCUGACAGAAAUGCAACACAGGCCAGAAUUCAGCAGCUUGAAAGGCAAUGUGGAGAUCAGAGUAGAUAUACACAGCUUAUUGAGGAAAACAAAAAAUUGAAAGAGCAAUAUGAAAGAGUCAAGGCUGAAGCUGUACCUCAAGCAGAAUUUAUCAGUUUGAGACAAAAGGUUUCCAUAAUGGAAAAUGAAUUGUCAAAUAAUUGUUCUAAAUUGAAUGUGAGUGAAAAUACAAGAAGAACACUGGAAAGUAAACUUUCUAAAUAUGAAGAAGAAAAGAAGAAAUUAAUUGGAGUACAGGGUGAUAGUGAAGGUGUUUGGUCAAAGAGGGUAGAUGAGGUUAAUCAACAGUUAAGGAAGAGUGAGGCAGAGAAAAAUAAUUUAUCAAAGAACUUAAAGGCUGCAGAAAAGGAAUGUUCUGAUGUCAAGAGUCAACUACAAGAUCUUAAUAAAGCAUUAUCGGGAAAUGAUAAUGUGUCAAAAGAAUUAGAAGUCAAAUUAAAGGGAGCUGAAAAAGAGAGAAGUUUAUUAGAGACAUCCUUAAAAGCUGUAGAAAAGAAGCUUGCAGAAAUUGAAAAAGAAAAGGAUACAGCUCAAAAAGAAAAAUCUGAAUUUCAAACAGAACUGAAGAAAAUUCAGGAAGAAAAGAAAAAAUUGGAUGAUGAAGUAAAAAUGACAAAAGAGAAAUUAGUUAAGUCAGAAGAAUCUGCUAAAACAGCAUCUGCGCCAAAUGGAGAUAUACAUAAUGAGACAAGUGGAAACAAAAUUACAAUGGUUGAACAUGAAAAAAUAUUAUCAGAGAAAACAGUUGAGGUAAAGAAAUUAACAACAGAAGUUGAAAGUAGAAAGAAUGAAAUAACUAAGAUACAGGAACAGCUAACAGCACAGAAAAAUGAAGUGAAUAAUAUGCAAGAACAAUUAAAAUCUUUGAAAAAUGAAAAUUCAAAUCUCAAAAGUCAAUAUGACAACCAAACUCAAGAACUGUCUAGUGUCAAGGCAGAUAUUGGGAAGAAACAGUCUGCAGUGUCAUCAGAAACUGAACAGCUGAAAAAACUUCAAGCUGACAUUGAUGCACAAAAGAAAAAGAAUAAUGACUUAAGAGAAAAGAAUUGGAAAGCAAUGGAUGCUUUAGAUAAAACUGAAAAGUCUUGUUCUGACAAAGUUCAGAAAGCAGUUAAAGAAACAAAGGAGCAAGAACAGAUUAUGGUCACAAAUACACAAAAGUCAGACCAGGCAUUACUUCAGAGGUUGUUUCCUGAUGUUAAAGUUAGUGAAAAAUUAGUUCAUAAAGAAUGGAUGUCCACAUUUGAAAAGGAAAUCCAGACAUAUUUAGUCACCUUAAAGUCACAAAAAGGAAGUGCCAAAUCAGAUGAUUCCUCAAAAUUAAUAGAAGACAACAAAAGAUUAGAGUCCCAAGUUGAGGAGUUCAAAACAGUUUUACAAACUACAGAAAAUAAAUUACAGCAGUUGGAGAAUAGUGUUGAAGGUGAAGAAAGAAAGUGGCAACAGAAAUUACAAGAAUUACAAUUAGAUCUUGAGCAGUCGCGGCAAGACAAUUCAACAUUAAAAGUUGAAUUAGAAAAAUCUAAAGGCAGUGCAGAGGCCUUAGGUGAAUUGGACUUUGCUUAUCGAUGUUUAGAGAAAAGUAUAACAAAAAUUACAGAUGAGAUGACAGAAAAGGUCACAGGUUUAAAAGAUAGACUUAAAGAUUCAGAAGACAGAUGUUUACAGUUUCAAAAUAAGGCAAAGGAGGCUGAAGUGAGAAUCUCAUCAUUAGAAGAAGAACUUAAUGAAAAGAAUAAUAUUACACAAAAUUUAGAUGAUUUACUGAAGAAAAUAGAAGAACUAAAGAAGAGUAAUAAAGAUUUGGCCUCUACAAAUGUACGGUUAAAUGGUAUCAUAAAAACUGGUCAAGAUUCUUUAUCCAAAGAAACAGAAUUAGUCAAUGAGCUACGCAAACAGAUAGAAGAGAGAAACAAGUCAUCUGGAGCAACACCUAGUCAAGAAAAUGAAGAUUUGAAGAAAAAGUUAGCUGAUGCAGAAAAACAGCUAGAUAAAGAAAUUACAGCAAAUAAACAGAUGUCACAGAAAUUGAGUGAAUCUACGGAGCCCAAGUCUGAAACCUGAUUUGACAGGCUCAAUUAGGGGUUAUGGCUGCUUCUCAGGUAAAUGACCUGGGUACACAGGUGUAAGCUGUUACUAUGGAGGACCAGAAAAACAACUCUAAACAGACAUAAUCUUUCUUGUAGUUGUUAGAAUGUUACAUUAUGUUUAUCUACCAUGUUUAUUAUAAAGGAAAGGAUUUCACAAGCAAGAUAAACUGUCCAUUAUACAAUAUCUAACUGUGAUUAUUUAUAAUUCUCUCAUGUAUAAUAUAUGCCUGAAUUUAAAUCAGAUAUAAUUUAGAUUCAACUAAUGUAAGAAAAUUCAAGAAAACUGCAAAAUUGCAAAAAUUAAUUGCGAGCAUCAUAAACAUAGUUUAUCAAGGCAUCUGCUACUACGCAUUAAGUAGAAAAAUUGAUGUAAACCAGGUGGAUUUAAAUUUCAUAAUGUAUUAUUUUUUACAACAGAAAUGUUAUCAUUGAUCCAUGACACACUGAUUAGAUGUAAAAUCUAUAAAUAAAUAAAAAUAAUAAAAAAUAACAAAUACAACCAAAAAAGGAUUUUUAAAAAUAAAUAAUAUUUAUUAAUGAAUUAGUGCUUAAUUUUGCAAUAAUUUGACUGUUUGUGUGCCAUUUAAUGUUGUUCUGUCACUACCAGAGAUAUAUUUGUGAAAAAUUGUUGGUUUUCUUGGAAAAACCUCUGCCAUGUGCAAUAUAUAACAAUCAUAGAUAAACUGAUGAAAAUUGUUUUCAUGUAAUGUGAACAUGCUAACAGCAAUCUAAUAUUGACUCUUUAACUGAAGAAAAAAUACAAUUGAAAUUCAACAAACUAUUCUAUGAAGCCAGUUAUAAACAUUGUUGUCUCUAUAAAUAAUUUUUAUCCAUUUAAGCCAUGUUAUAAGAUUUUAUGACAAGAUUUUUGAUUUAAAAAAAAAGCAUUGUUUCACAUUUUGGGCUUUCACAUUGUUGUAACUAAUACUUGUAUAUUAUGAAUUAACAAAAAUCAAAAUGAAAUUUCAUGAUAAAGGUCAAGUGGAUUUAAUUAGAAUCCUAUGAAGGCUUAUAUUACUAACAUAAAUGAAUAUAAAUAUGCAAAAAGAUUCUGUUGAUAGAUAUCAUUGAAAUGUGGUUAUAAAUGAAAGAUUUGUGAAAUCUUAUUUUUUGAAGGUAUAGAUGUUUAUAAAGUAUUUGUCUUACAAUUUUCUGGAACACUCAAUAAACAUUUGGGUAAGGUCUAUAAUUUUUUAGAAAAUAAAACAAAAAUUUAGGGCACCCAUGCUCUAUUAGGCACAACCCCAAAUUCUGAAUUAAAAAAAAUCAUUGUAAAUUAACAUUUCAACAUGUCCAGUAAUUGAUUAUCACCAAAUUGCAGCAAAUCACUUCAGCUUGAUCCUAAAAAUGAUGAAAUAAGAACCCAGCUAAAGUGCUUUUUUUUUUUUCACUAUUCUUGUAUUUAUAUUGAACAACAUAUACCAUUACAUCAAUCUAAGGUCAACACAUAGAUUAAAUCAGUGGCAUACAGGUGUUACAAUAUGCACUUGAAAUCAAAGCUUUUUAAAAAUUCUAGCUCAUAAAUGUUGUAGAGUAAGUGAACUUUGAAAAAGAAAGUGCCUAUUGUUAGUUGUUUGCAAAAUUAUUUACACAUACUUUAAGUAUAGAUUUUCUUCUUGAACAUUAUAUGUUCAUUUGUUGUUGGGUUUUUGUCUCCUUGACAUUUUCCCCUUUAUCUUUUAUCUGUUGGAAUUAAAGCAGAAAUUUAUUUUUGUCAGUAAAAAAACAAAUAAUACAGAGUAUAUGUUAUAAAGUUAUACUAUAACAAAUUUAUAAGAAUAUAAAUUGCAUAACCUCAUAUUUCUUUUAAUCACUUGUAUCUCACAUCUUGCACUUGCAAACUAAUUAUACCGGUAUAUCCUUCACAGUUAGGCUAGGCUAAGCACGUUAUUAUUUUUAUUCACUCAUUGUAAAAGUGUUCAUCUAGUCAUAUGUUAUUUGUUUUUAUGGUUUUCUUGUUUGUUUUGAUGGGACAGCUUUAAUUUACUUAUCAUACAGUCAGUUAAAAAAUUAGCUUGGAAUAAAGUGUAAAAUUGAGUUAAUGCCAUAUGCAAAUCAAAUGAAACAUACCAGAUUAAUAAAGGAAUGAACACAUUUUUUAUUGUUUCACUUGUUAAAAAGAGUUGACAAAUAAGGAUGAAUAUCACUUCAACAUGAUUUGUUGUAUUGCAGUAUUUGUUUAAUUGGAGAAAGCAUUGUUUUUUGUGGAUUCCCAUAGCCAAACAAGUAAUUAUUUCAGGAUAUAUCUGAAACUCAAUUAAACUACCCAAUAAAGGCCAACCAACCUUGGUAUUAUCUUCAACCUCUUUCUCAUUUUUAUAAUUCAUGAGUUUCAUAAGCCAAAUACAUAUCUUCAACUCUCAUCAGUAGCUUGCCAAUCAUUUUCUGUAAAGGGAAGAUUUACACCUGCUAUAAAUGUAUUUCUAUCCCAUUGAAUUCAAUUGUUUCAUUUACCAACCAAAACUGGACUUUGUCUUUUUUUGGCGCUUGCAUGUAGCUUUUAGUAAAUAUUUAUACAUAUCUUCAAUCAAAAACUUCACUUCUUACUAAUAUAAGUCAUUUUUUUUAAUCCAGAAUUGACUCUUAUUCAGAAUCAUAUUUGAAUAAAGUUACUUUCCGUUCAGGAGGGCAGGUAUAUUUUAUAAAAAAGUUCACUGCAAUGCAAAGCUGUGAGGAAAAUACAAUAAAGAGGUAUUUAUAGCUGCCUCUUCCAGCAUUUUGAAUUGGAUUACACAAUUGUUCAAAGUUCAAAUACCAUAUUUAUACAAACCUUAUAUUGCAUUCAAAUUAAAGGAGAAUAAGCAAAAGCUAUGAAUAUCUCUGAACUGUAGCUUACCAUUGCAGCCAACCAGUUGUACUCCCAUUAAAUGAAUGUAUCUUGUAUCAAAAUAUAAGAGUCACUUAAGGAUUCAGAUUAACUUGUUUAAAAGAGCAAUAAGGUUUCAUGUUCAUACAAGGUUUAUGUAUUUUACAUACACAAUUCAAGACCGAACUUCAGAAACUUAUAGCACUUUUUGCAAGAACUUUUAUAAUUUUGUAAAGUCAGUAUGCUUGAACCCUUUUACAUUUCGCUUAUUUUUCGAAGAUGACAUAGAUGUUGUGUAUGUGACAUAGUUUGAAUUUUUUUUGGAAAGGGCUCAUUAAAGUUUGUUUAUAUAUUUGAUUAAUAUAUGAAAAGUAGAACAUAAUCAUUUGUCAUAACAUUUUGGUGAAAUGAUCAGUAAAAACUAGCUCUUGAUCAUUUUCAACUUUAGGAAAAAAUAUGCACUUUAGUAUAUAACACCAGAAGUCAAAAUAAGAAGCCCAAAAUGUUUUCCUCAUUUUAUAGAAAUAAAUUAAAACAACCUUUUUAUCAUCUUCUGAAACAUUGCUUAAUUCAACAUUGGUUCAAAAUUACUGGGAAAAAAGUUGAGAGUGACUUCCAGAAAAGUUCAUUUUAUUUAAAACAACUGCUAAUAUUGAUAUAAAUUGACCUCUGACUGUAUAAAGAGAUAAGUUAUGUUAUUGCAAGUCCCAUCAGCGGUUUAUUUUCUGUCUUCCAUGUUUCAAUUUGUUGUACUUUGCUAGUUCAGCAUCCAAGAUGUUGAUUUAUCUAAGGUUGUAUGUCAUAUGUAAAUAUAUUAUUUCCACUGCCUUUUUACACUUAACAAGAUUCCUCAUGGUACAUGGAUACCAAUUUCAAUGUCUGCUGUAUAUAACUGGCUUAAUUUCAGAUUUCACUGCUAUCUUUGUAGUGGACCAUGUUUCAAUAAAAAGGUUUUGUCAUUACUUUUAACGGAAAAUUGAAUUUCAAAAGGGACUUUAAAAUCUAUAAUCUUUUUAUGUUAAAUAUGUGCAAGAUCACACAGUGGAGAAAUAUUGCAUGUAUAAGUGACAAAAAAUUGUCUGGCGAUUAUUUUAUUCCACCAAAAAGUCUUAUACAGUAUUAUGAGAAAAUGAAUUAUUGUAUCUGUGUAGCUUGGUAUGAUAUAAAAAUCCGUAGGAAAUCUACAGAAAAAAAAAUAAUGUUUUGAAUUAAUUAUAAAAUGAAUAGUACAUGUAGUUAUAUGGCCUAAAGAGUUUGCUACAGUGUAAAGUUAGCUUAUUGUUGCUGUUAUGUUACUGUCUCAUGUAAUGUGAUAAACAUUUUGUUUUCAUUAAGAUAGGAAUCGGUUAAGGAUAAUUAUAUGGAAAGGACCACAAUGUAUUUAUCAGAGAUGUAACAAAAUAAACUUCAUUCAGUU
Molecule: messenger RNA, 7608 nt
Organism: Mytilus californianus (California mussel)
Lineage: Eukaryota; Metazoa; Mollusca; Bivalvia; Mytilida; Mytilidae
Product: kinectin-like
Exons: 26
Coding region: 213-3359 (1048 amino acids)
Cellular component (GO): endoplasmic reticulum membrane
Source: RefSeq, a predicted model, not a curated record